UGUAGGAAGUGAAUUCCAUACCGUCACUCUGAUCUUUCUUCAUUCUGCACUCACUUCACUCAGAGACGCCAAUGAGGAGCUUUUAAACAGUGACUGUAUGUGUUUGUUUCUUGCUGUGUGAUUCUGAAAGGAGCUAAAACUCACUCAGUGGGUUGAAGGGCUACGGUGGCUGAUUCUCAACUGAGCUGCUCUGAUCAUUACAGACAUCCUGAAAGUGAAAGUGGAGUUUGGACUGAACGAGCCAUUACAGAGAAACAGCUCAGCAACAGUUGGAGGAAAUGGCUGCUAGAAACCCUCUUUCAGAAGAAGAGCUUUCAUGUCCUGUGUGCUGUGACAUCUUCAGGGAUCCUGUUGUUCUGUCGUGCAGCCACAGUGUGUGUAAAACCUGCCUGCAGAAGUUCUGGGAAACUAACCAGUCUCAAGAAUGUCCAGUUUGUAGAAGAAGAUCCUCUAAAGAUAACCCUCCCUUUAAUUUUACACUGAAGAACCUUUGUGAGGCUCUUCUAGCAAGCAGGGGUCAGAGAUCUUCAACAGGGUCUGAGGUGCUUUGCAUUCUGCACAACGAGGAGCUCAAACUCUUCUGUUUGGAUGAUCAGCAGCCUGUGUGUUGGGUGUGUCAGACUUCAUCGAAACACAAAAAUCACAAUUGCUGUCAAAUAGAUGAAACUGUGACUGACUUUAAGAAUAAACUCAAGACUGCUUUGGAGCCUCUACAGAAGAAUCUGAAAGUCUUAGAGGAAGCUAAACAAGACUUCGACCAAACAGCAGCUCACAUUAAGACGCAGGCCCAGCACACAGAGAGGCAGAUAAAGGAGGAGUUUGAGAAGCUUCACCAGUUUCUAAGAGAUGAAGAAGCAGCAAGGAUAGCUGCACUGAAGGAGGAAGAGGAGCAGAAGAGCCAGAUGAUGAGGAAGAAGAUUGAAGAGAUGAAUGGAGAAAUAUCAGCUCUUUCAGACACAAUCAGGAACAUAGAGAAGGAGAUGGAGGCUGGGGACAUUCUGUUCUUACAGAACUUCAAGUCCACAGAGAAACAAGCUCAGCUCACACCAAAGGAUCCAGAGAAGACAUCAGGAGCUCUGAUCAAUGUUGGGAAGCACCUUUCCAACCUGAAGUUCAGAGUGUGGGAGAACAUGCAGGAGGUUCUCCAGUACACCCCUGUUACUCUGGACCCCAAUACUGCACAUCCACACCUCCACGUGUCUGAUGAUCUCACUGCUGUAGAAAAGAGAAACCAGAGAGCAUCACUUCCUGAUAAUCCAGAGAGAUUUGAUAAGUGGGAUUGUGUUCUGGGUUCUGAGGGUUUCAACUCAGGGGUUCACUGCUGGGACGUCCAGGUUGGAGACAGUCAUCGUUGGGAGCUGGGUGUGAUACCAGAGUCUGGAACAAGAAAAGGACACUUUUUUCAGAGUUCAGAGUUGAGUCUUAACUACAAUAAAAACAUUAAUAAAUACUGGAUACAGUGCCCAGGAUACCCAAUUCACAAUCUUAGACCUACAGAGAAGCUGCAGAGGGUCAGAGUUCAGCUGGACUGGGACAGGGGUGAAGUGACAUUCACUGAUCUUCUAACCAACACAUACCUGCACACUAUAACACACACUUUCACUGAGAGAGUUUUACCUGCUUUCUGUAAUGCAUCUGUUCAUCCUCUGAGGAUCUUACCAGUGAAGACGUCAGUAACAGUGGGCCUUUUCUGAAAAAGACGUCAUCUGGAUGGCAGCAUAUGUUGCCCCAAAACCUGUAUAUAUUGUUCAGCAUUAAUGAUGCCUUCACAGAUAUGCCAGUCACCCAUGCCACUAAUGCAUCCACAUACCCUCAUGGAUACUGGCUUUAUAACUGUGUGCUGAUAAAAAAAAAAAAAAAAAACUUUCCACUUUGCCUUAGUCCAUUUUCAGUUUGGAGUUUUAACUUGCAUGACUGGAUGUAGCGAUGAAUGCAUGGGCCCAAAGACCACGGCAUGCCAAUAUUGUUUUUCAGCCUUGUACUUUGCAUGCAGAGAAUUAUUUAAUGAUAUUAUACACUGUAGAGGAUGAAACUCCCAAGUUCUUUGUUAUUUUAUGUUGUGAAACCUUAUUCUUCAGUUGUUACAAUAUUUGCCCACCCAGUCUUUCCCAGAGUGGUGAAUACCUCCUCCUUUUCUUCAGAAAGACUCAGUCUCUCCGGGAUGUUCUUUUUAUUCCAAAAGCAUGUUACUGAUCUGUUGACAAUUAACCUACUUAGUUGAGAGAUGUUCUACCAGGUGUUUUAUUUUCUGUAGUACACAACUUUCCUAGUUUUUGUUGCCCCUGUUCCAACUCUUUGAUAUGUGUUGCUGGCAUCCAAUUCAAA
This is a messenger RNA of Pygocentrus nattereri (red-bellied piranha), 2325 nucleotides long. Its product is annotated as tripartite motif-containing protein 35-like. The transcript has 6 exons. Lineage: Eukaryota; Metazoa; Chordata; Actinopteri; Characiformes; Serrasalmidae. The coding region runs from base 279 to 1694 and encodes 471 amino acids. Gene Ontology annotation, molecular function: zinc ion binding; protein binding. The record is from RefSeq and is a predicted model, not a curated record.